Molecule: messenger RNA, 2847 nt
Organism: Terrapene triunguis (Three-toed box turtle)
Lineage: Eukaryota; Metazoa; Chordata; Testudines; Emydidae
Gene: EPB41
Product: erythrocyte membrane protein band 4.1
Exons: 21
Coding region: 27-2843 (938 amino acids)
Biological process (GO): cortical actin cytoskeleton organization
Cellular component (GO): cytoskeleton; plasma membrane
Molecular function (GO): actin binding; structural molecule activity
Source: RefSeq, a predicted model, not a curated record
UUGAGUCAUUGUAAAAAAGUGUCAUCAUGACAACAGAGAAGAGUCUAGUGGCUGAGGCCGAGAAUCCUAAGCAGCAGCAGCAAAAAGAGGAGGAGGUAGCUGCUGAAACACAGAAGCAAGAGGCUUCUCUGGAGGAGGCUUCCCAACAGGCAUCUGAGGGGCAUAAUCAAACGGGACAGAAACAGAAGGCCUCCAACGGUGAUACCCCCACACACGAAGACCAGAGCAAGAACAAAGAGCGCUGCACUUCCGAGAGUCGGGGGCUGUCACGCCUAUUUUCAUCAUUUCUCAAAAGGCCCAAGUCUCAAGUUUCUGAAGAGGGCAAAGAAGUGGAGACUCCACAAGAGAAAGGUGAAGGAGGUCAGAAAGAGACAGAUCUAGGAGCCAGUCCUGAUGAAGAAAUCCUACUGAAGGCCCCAAUAGCAGCUCCUGAACCUGAACUCAGGACUGACCCAUCUUUAGAUCUUCAUUCACUAAGCAGCGCAGAAACACAGCCUGCUCAGGAGGACAGGAGAGAAGAUCAAGACCCAGAGAGCAGAGACCUUGAGAUUAAGGAAGGAGACGGAGUGCAGGAAGAGCGUUCCAAAGCAGAGUUGAAAAGAGAGAACCCUGAGACAAAAGCAGACCAAGAAUUAAAAGCCACCCAGAAAUCAGUAAGAAGACACAGAAAUAUGUACUGCAAGGUUUCCUUGCUGGAUGACACCAUUUACGAGUGUGCUUUGGAUAAACAUGCCAAGGGUCAGGAUCUGCUUAGAAAAGUAUGCGAGCACCUCAAUCUUCUUGAAGAAGACUACUUUGGACUGGCCGUAUGGGACUCUCCAACUUCCAAGACAUGGUUGGAUUCUGCCAAAGAAAUAAAAAAGCAGGUUCAUGGAGGCCCCUGGAACUUUACAUUCAAUGUGAAGUUUUAUCCACCAGAUCCAGCACAGCUGACAGAGGAUAUAACGAGGUAUUAUUUGUGUCUUCAGCUUAGACAUGACAUUGUUACAGGGCGUCUGCCUUGUUCCUUUGCGACACUGGCCCUGCUGAGUUCUUACACAGUCCAGUCUGAAUUGGGAGAUUAUGACCCGGAGUUACAUAGUGCAGAUUAUGUCAGUGAGUUUAAACUGGCCCCAAACCAGACAAAGGAACUUGAAGAAAAAGUCAUGGAACUACAUAAAACAUACAGAUCCAUGACUCCAGCCCAAGCAGACCUCGAAUUUCUUGAGAAUGCAAAAAAGCUGUCUAUGUAUGGAGUUGACCUUCACCAAGCCAAGGACUUGGAGGGAGUUGACAUCAUUCUGGGAGUCUGUUCCAGUGGCCUUCUUGUCUAUAAAGAUAAACUGAGAAUCAACCGCUUUCCUUGGCCCAAAGUGCUGAAGAUUUCCUACAAACGCAGCAGCUUCUUCAUUAAGAUCCGGCCAGGGGAGCACGAACAAUAUGAAAGUACCAUUGGAUUCAAACUACCUAGUUAUCGGGCAGCUAAGAAACUGUGGAAAGUCUGUGUUGAACAUCACACUUUUUUCAGGCUAACUUCCCCUGAAGCACUUCCCAAGAGCAGAUUCCUGGCACUGGGCUCUAAAUUCCGUUAUAGUGGACGGACGCAGGCCCAGACAAGACAAGCUAGUGCCUUGAUUGACAGACCUGCUCCACAGUUUGAACGAACAGCAAGUAAACGGGCAUCUAGAAGCCUUGAUGGAGCUAAACAUACGUCUCAAAAAAUUGAGGUCAGACCUAUAUUGGAGGAGAAGCAGGAGGAUGUGGUGAUGGUUGAGAUUCCAGAAUCAAAACCUGUGGAACAGUUCGGAGAGAAGCCAGUUAUACAUGUCCUUGAAAAUAUUGAGAUAAGCCCAAUAGACGAAGAUGAGGAGGAAGAGAAAGUGAUGACGAUGAAAGAUCUAGAACUAGAGCCCAAAUUUCUGGAACCAGUCCAAAAGGAGCCAGCAGUAGCGGUGGUUACACCUGACCGAAGCCCACGGCCCACCUCUGCACCAGCCAUUGCUCAGAGACAUGUUGUUGAACCUACCCCACCAGCUGCAUCAGAUACCAAGGAAAUAGUAGUAGUCUCUAAAGUGGAGAAGGAAGCUGUGGAAACUGAGGGAAAGCAUGAAGAAAUGCUACCAGAGAAGGCGAAGAUGGAACCAUCUGAAGUGGCCAAGAAAAGAUCAAAGAAACUAGAUGGUGAAAACAUUUAUAUCAGGCAUAGCAAUUUAAUGUUGGAGGAACUAGAUAAAACUCAAGAAGAAAUAAAGAAACAUCAUGCUAACAUCAGUGAGCUGAAGAAGAACUUUAUGGAGUCCGUCCCCGAGUCCCGGCCUAGUGAAUGGGAUAAGCGCCUGUCUACUCACUCCCCCUUCAGAACAUUUAACGUCAAUGGGCAGGUCCCCACCGGAGUGGAAGGAGUCAAGAAAGCCAAUCUCCUAUCCUCUGAAAGAAGGGUUGGUGGGCCAGAGCCACCCCUAGUGAAGACUCAGACAGUUACCAUCUCUGACGUGUCCAAUGCUGUGAAAAGUGAAAUUCCAACAAAAGAAGUUCCCAUUGUUCACACAGAGACCAAGACCAUCACCUACGAAGCUGCACAGACAGAUGAUGGCAAUGGGGACUCAGACCCUGGAGUCCUGCUCACUGCUCAGACCAUCACGUCAGAGACCACCAGUAGCACAACCACCACACAGAUUACAAAGACUGUAAAAGGUGGAAUUUCAGAGACACGAAUUGAAAAAAGAAUUGUCAUCACAGGAGAUGCAGACAUUGACCACGAUCAGGUUCUAGUACAGGCCAUCAAAGAAGCAAAAGAGCAGCACCCGGACAUGUCUGUGACCAAGGUCGUUGUCCACCAGGAGACCGAGAUUGCUGAAGAAUAGCAAG